AUGGACAAAGAAGCAAAAUAUCUGCGGUAAUCACACCAAUCCGAGUGGUCAUCGCUCUCCGUCGCACGGGCAGGUUUGGGACACCGAACCUAAUCGGCUUGUGCGGACAUAAAUAUCGAGUGGUCGGCUUGUGCCUCACCGUCGGCGUUCUUUGCUCUUCGCGAUGGCAGCACAGGCAGCGGUCGCAGGCGCCGGUUUUGUGAAGGAGGUGCUUCCUCCGUCCCUCGAUUCGUCCUCGGAACCACCUGCUCUGUUCGACGGCACCUCCAGGUUGUAUAUAGCCUAUAUAUGCCCAUUUGCACAACGCACCUGGAUAACUAGGAAUGUUAAGGGAUUGCAGGAAAAGAUCAAAUUAGUUCCGAUCGAUCUGCAAAAUAGGCCAGCGUGGUACAAGGAGAAGGUUUAUUCUGCCAAUAAGGUGCCUUCUCUGGAGUAUAACAAUGAGGUGAAAGGAGAGAGUUUGGAUCUAAUUAAAUAUAUUGAUGAAGCAUUUGAAGGUCCUGCUCUGCUGCCUGAUGAUCCUGCAAAGCGACAGUUUGCAGAGGAGCUGUUUUCUUACACUGAUGACUUCAGCUUGGCCAAUUACAAGUCAUUGCCUUCGCCGGCUGAUAUUGGUGAUGAAGUAGUUGCUGCUUAUGAUAAGAUAGAAGAUGCCCUUUCAAAGUUUGAUGAUGGACCAUUUUUCCUCGGCCAAUUUAGUUUGGUUGACAUUGCAUAUGCUCCAUUUAUUGAGAGAUUCCAGAUCUUCUUUGCUGAGUUGAAGAACUAUGACAUUACCAGUGGCAGGCCUAAACUGGCACUAUGGAUUGAGGAGUUGAACAAGAUCGAUGCCUAUAAACAUACCCGACAAGAUCCUCAAGAGCUACUGGCUAGCAUGAAGAAGCGCUUAGGGAUAUUGCCAGCAGCGCGGUUGUGAUCUCGAAUCUGGGAGCUUUCCGGACACAGAUCUUUGCCUGACCUGCUAAACUAGUACAAGUAUUAGCAUAGUGUGCUGUAUGCUAAUUGCAUCUGCUUUGCAAUUGCUAUGUGCUGUUCUCCUGUAUAAUUGACGGUAAAUAUUCAAUGUUAUGAUCUGGAUUCCGAAUUCCCACAA
Zingiber officinale is the source of this 1093-nucleotide messenger RNA. Its product is annotated as protein IN2-1 homolog B-like. The transcript has 10 exons. Gene Ontology annotation, molecular function: glutathione transferase activity. The coding region runs from base 164 to 916 and encodes 250 amino acids. The record is from RefSeq and is a predicted model, not a curated record. NCBI's taxonomy places the organism in Eukaryota, Viridiplantae, Streptophyta, Magnoliopsida, Zingiberales, Zingiberaceae.